ACACAUACAGUGGCGGAGUGGAGCGAGUGAGAAACGACUGUUGGGCUGUCCCGUGUAGAGAUCCCGCCAUGCGUGAAUACAAGCUAGUGGUGCUAGGCUCGGGAGGCGUGGGCAAGUCCGCUCUGACAGUGCAGUUUGUACAGGGAAUCUUUGUGGAAAAAUACGACCCAACAAUAGAAGACUCCUAUAGAAAGCAAGUGGAGGUAGAUGGACAGCAGUGCAUGCUGGAAAUCCUUGACACAGCCGGCACAGAGCAGUUCACCGCCAUGCGAGAUCUGUACAUGAAGAACGGUCAGGGCUUUGCCCUCGUAUAUUCCAUCACUGCCCAGUCCACGUUCAAUGACCUUCAGGACCUGAGGGAACAGAUCUUGCGAGUAAAGGACACAGAAGAUGUGCCCAUGAUCCUGGUGGGGAAUAAGUGUGAUCUGGAGGAUGAGCGGGUUGUGGGGAAAGAGCAGGGUCAGAACCUGGCCAGGCAGUGGAACCACUGUGCCUUUUUAGAGUCAUCUGCAAAGUCAAAGAUCAAUGUCCUCGAUAUCUUCUACGACUUGGUCAGACAGAUCAAUAGAAAAACACCUGUGGAAAAGAAGCAGAAAAAGAAAUCAACCUGUGUCCUGCUUUAAAAGUCCCCCCACCCCCGCAGCAGCUCUGAGCCAGAAUGCUGUAAUGAAGAACUGUUGCCCAGAUUGGACCGUGCCAGCAUUCCUACAGCCCCGACCCUCCCAUCGGCCAUAAACGGUGAUGACAAAACAGCUGACCCUUGAUUCGCUAGUGUCAAGAUAUCAAGGCAGGACACGAUGAGAGAGACUUGUGUCAAUCUCACCAAGACUCUUCUCUGAUCCCACAUCAGUGAACCUUGAAGGACAGUCUUCAUUCCCCACAUCCUGAACCACCUUGAACUCUCUGAACGUCUCGUAAAAAUACAAACGUGUCCGCGGUCUGGCUGACCGAGAAGGAGGGGGAAAUCAAAAGAAAAACAACCAUCAGUAUUUUACAUCUUUGAAAUAUAGUGUGUUCGAGGACAUGGAGGUUGACUUUAGUUGUAUGAUUAUAAAUGUCUUCAGAAAGCAUGACCGCAUCAGUUAUUAAGUCUAGAUGUUUUCAAGUGUGAAGUCAAGUGGAAGUAAGAUUUGUUUAUAGCCAUACAUCUAUUUCUCCAUACCAGUCAUGUCAACAAUGGUGGUAGAUAAAGGUCCAUUGUGUAUUUUUUUGUUCCCCCUACGUCCAUGGACUUUGUCUUCUGCAAAUAGCUCUCUGAUGUGACUUAAUUUUAUACUCAGUCACUGGGAUUUCAUAGUUCCCCUAAUAUAUUUGAAUGCCAUUUUUUUUGUGCAUAACCAAUGCUUCAGAAAAAAGGGUCUUUUAUAGAAAUAUGGGGGAAGAUACCGAUUGAUUUCUAUGUCUCUUGAAGCUGAAAUAUAUUAUACUAAACCAACUCUGAUAAGGCUUCUUGUGUUUUUCUGUCAAAUGAUGUUCCAGCGUUUAUGGAUUAUUAAAUUUUAGUACAUUUUC
Molecule: messenger RNA, 1512 nt
Organism: Esox lucius (northern pike)
Lineage: Eukaryota; Metazoa; Chordata; Actinopteri; Esociformes; Esocidae
Gene: rap1a
Product: RAP1A, member of RAS oncogene family
Biological process (GO): cellular response to cAMP; negative regulation of synaptic vesicle exocytosis; Rap protein signal transduction
Cellular component (GO): plasma membrane
Molecular function (GO): GTPase activity; GDP binding; GTP binding
Source: RefSeq, marked provisional